Ilyonectria robusta is the source of this 462-nucleotide messenger RNA. Its product is annotated as RNA polymerase Rpb4-domain-containing protein. NCBI's taxonomy places the organism in Eukaryota, Fungi, Ascomycota, Sordariomycetes, Hypocreales, Nectriaceae. Gene Ontology annotation, cellular component: RNA polymerase III complex. Gene Ontology annotation, molecular function: nucleotide binding. The transcript is spliced from 2 exons. The record is from RefSeq and is a predicted model, not a curated record. Gene Ontology annotation, biological process: transcription initiation at RNA polymerase III promoter. Bases 1 to 462 code for a protein of 153 amino acids.
AUGAAGAUCGUCGAGUCUCAAGCCGCCGUGCUCUCCAACUUUGAGGUCUACCAGCACCUCACCGAGCAGCGUGACCGCUACAAGAAGAACAAGCGUCGGGGACCCCCCAAUCUCGAGACGGUUGUCCGUGAGCUUCUACAAUACAUGCGCACCCAUCCCGGCCCCCUCAGCCAGGAUCCCCUCACUUAUUCCCCAGGCUGCAUCGCCAAGCUGCUUGAGCGUCUGCGCCCCUACAACCUCGCCAAGGGUGAAGUUGUCAUGCUCUUGAAUCUGCGCCCGGCCUCCGUUGCCGCCCUCAACACUGUCGUCGAGGACAUGGCCGAGCGGUUCGAUGAAGAGCAGCAGGAGGCUAUCGUCACGGCUAUUUCUGACGUCCUGGGCCAGUUCCCCGCCAGUGCCGAGGCACAGGAUGACGGUGAGGCGGCCGGUGAUGUCGAUAUGGGCGAUAGCACGACUGCUUGA